Molecule: messenger RNA, 987 nt
Organism: Sciurus carolinensis (gray squirrel)
Lineage: Eukaryota; Metazoa; Chordata; Mammalia; Rodentia; Sciuridae
Gene: Nme5
Product: NME/NM23 family member 5
Exons: 6
Coding region: 199-855 (218 amino acids)
Biological process (GO): negative regulation of oxidative stress-induced intrinsic apoptotic signaling pathway; spermatid differentiation; CTP biosynthetic process
Molecular function (GO): nucleoside diphosphate kinase activity
Source: RefSeq, a predicted model, not a curated record
CAAGGCGAGUGCUCAGAAGGGACGUCCUGGACUGUACCAGAGACCUGGGGAUCUAGCUUUUCACUCACGCUUAACCCUGUAUGUAGCAUGGUCCUGGCAGGGCGGGGUCUUUUAGGGCAGUUGUCUGGGACCACUCGCCUGCUGCUGGAAUGUUGAUAUCUGUCAAGAAACUUCUAAAUUAUACCCAGAAAAACCAAAAUGGAGAUAUCAAUGCCCCCACCUCAGAUAUAUGUCGAGAAAACUCUGGCUAUUAUCAAACCAGAUAUUGUUGACAAAGAGGAGGAGAUUCAAGAUAUUAUUCUCAGAUCUGGAUUCACGAUUGUUCAGAGAAGAAAACUACAUCUCAGCCCUGAACACUGUAGUAACUUUUAUGUGGAACAGUAUGGGAAAAUGUUUUUCCCAAAUUUAACAGCUUACAUGAGUUCUGGACCACUUGUUGCCAUGAUAUUAGCUAGACAUAAUGCCAUCACUUACUGGAAAGAACUUUUGGGACCAAGUAAUACUUUAGUAGCUAAGGAAACACACCCAGACAGUCUAAGGGCAAUUUAUGGCACAGAUGACCUAAGGAAUGCACUUCAUGGAAGUAAUGACUUUACUGCAGCAGAAAGAGAAAUUCGUUUCAUGUUUCCUAAAGUGAUUGUUGAGCCCAUUCCAAUUGGACAAGCUGCUAAGGACUAUUUAAAUUUAUAUGUCACACCAACUCUGCUUGAAGGACUCACAGAGCUUUGUAAACACAAACCAACAGAUCCUUUUAUUUGGCUAGCUGAUUGGUUGCUGCAGAAUAACCCCAACAAACCUAAACUUGAUUAUCAUCAUAUAAUUGCAGAAGAGCCUCAAAAGUCCUCCAAAGAGUAAAUCAUGAACUAUCUUAUUACAAAAGUUUGUGCUUUUGCUUUUUUAAAGAAACCUCAUUCCUUGCUUAUCUCAUGUGUAAGACCCUGAGUUCAAUCCCUAGCACCACAAUUUUAAAAAAAAAGGAAAUAAAUA